AUGUCUUUCGUCUCAAACUCAGAAGAAAGGAAAAAGAAAUGGAUGACUUUUAUGGAAACGAAUCGAAUGUUCUUUGGAAGCGGCAACGACGAGAACGAGAACGAGAUGAACGAGAACAAGUCGUGUCUGAUCGUGGUCGAUGUGCAAAACGAUUUCCUCUCACCAACUGGCGCCUUGUCCGUCCCAAAUUCGGAAGAAAUCAUCGAGGAUGUGAACGCGUUAGUCGAUGUAUUCUCCGAGAGAAACGAGCUGGUGAUUUUUACCCAAGACUGGCACUGCCCAGAGCACUCCUCGUUCGCGAGCGCGGAAAAGAAUAAGAAACCGUUCGACGAGGUGGUGAAGUGUUACAAAAAAAACGAAGGAGGAGAAGUAAAAGUGGUGCAGACGUUAUGGCCGGACCAUUGCGUGCAAGGGACGAAAGGCGCGGAGUUUCACGAGAGAAUUCGAGUCCCCACUUCGGCGAAAGUUAUUCGGAAAGGGUUCCGUAAACGGGUGGAUUCGUACUCGGCGUUUCUGGAAAACGAUAAAGAAACGGAAACUGGGUUGAGCGAGUUUAUUCGCGGCGUGAAUAAAGGAUUGGAGUUAUCAUCAUUAACAUCAUCAUCGAAGAGUGAUGAUAACGCCGCGAAAAGUCCAAAAAUCACGCACUGCGUGAUCGUCGGCGUCGCUUUCGAUUAUUGCGUCCGUUUCACCGCCGAGGACGCUUUCGAGCUCUUCGAUCGCGUCGUCGUUUUGGAAGACGUGACUCGAGCGGUAAAUCUCGGUGACUCGGUCAAAGAGGCCAGAAAAGCGAUGGAACAGAAAGGCGUUCACGUGGUUAAAAUCAGCGACGGGGACAACAACAUAUAA
Molecule: messenger RNA, 849 nt
Organism: Bathycoccus prasinos
Lineage: Eukaryota; Viridiplantae; Chlorophyta; Mamiellophyceae; Mamiellales; Bathycoccaceae
Gene: nicotinamidase
Product: pyrazinamidase/nicotinamidase
Exons: 1
Coding region: 1-849 (282 amino acids)
Source: RefSeq, a predicted model, not a curated record